CAGAAGUGCAACGAGAGAGAGAGCGAGAGAGAGCGAGAGACAGAGCAAGAGAGAGCCCGAGGGACGGAGAUUGCGAGAUAGAUGGUGAGAAACAGAGAGACAGACGGACGCAUAGGUAGACAGAACCCACCCCACUCCGGACUCGGUGUGGAUGGCUGUGAGCGAGUUACAGACAUGAAGUCAGUGUGGCUGUUGCUCGUGGUUUGCUCGUUGCUGUCUGUCACGGCAGGAAAACCCUCGAUUUUCCUGACGGCACCCAGUGCCCUCCACGUUGGAGUGUCAGAGCCGGUAACCCUGCAGUUACUGGGGGUGAUGGACGGUCACCGGGAGCCGGUCUCAGUCGCCGUCUACCUCGAGGAAUUCGUCAGCCGAAAAUUGUCCUCCGAACACUACCAAAUCUUUCUCACCGUCCAAAAUAACUUCACCGCCGUUCUCCACAUACAGAUCUCUCAGCAGCGAGCGGCUGAGCUGAGGCUGUGGCGGAGGCGAAAGUCGGGCAUCCCACACGUCUUACUUGUGGCUGAGGUGUUCGACAUGAAGCAGAAAGUCUACCUGCGACUGGCGCCCAGUCUCACCCGCCUGGUCAUCCAACCCGACCAGCCCUCCUACAGCCUGGGGGGGCGAGUCCGAUACAGAGUAUUGAUGUUUGAUCGGUCGAUCAGCCUCUAUCCAAACAAUCUGACAGUCAUGAUGCAGGAUUCGGAAGGGAAAGUUGUGGACAUCACGAACUGCGGGUUUGUGGCAACGUGUUACGGUUCGUUCACCAUCCCUCCUGACGCAGUGGUGGGCCAAUGGAAGUUAUUCGCUACUGUCAGCAACGAACUCACGCAGACCUACUCAGAAAAAUUUCAAGUCCUGCACGUUGAUCACCACAGACUGGAUGUGAAGAUUAUCUCAGAUGAGGGAUAUUGGCUUGUGAAUAAGGAAUCAUUUCCAUUUACAGUCUUGGUGGAGAGCCCCACAAAGCAGCCUUUCGAGGGUGAUCUUACAAUGUACUUCACAGUGAUGGAUACCAACGGCAAAAAACACAGCCUACCGGAUCUCAACCGCGUGGAGAAGGUUAAAGAUGGCAGAUUGUCUGCUGAGUUAAAGAUGCACCAACUGUCGACCAAUAUGAAGAAAAUUGGGAGUUUGGACCAAUUUAAAGACGGUUAUCUGUACAUCGCUGUAAAAACCUGGGGGGCUGAGGGUAUUGUCACUGGCUCAGGGGAAAUUCGAGUGCCUUUUGUCCGUUCGCCGUACGCCGUGAGACACUCAAAGAGCAAACAGUACUUCACACCGGGAGCUAGUUGCAGUGUGCAGACAUCACUCGUCUAUCCCAAUGGCACUUUGGCUCUUGGGACCCCUGUGACAGUGUCAGUAACUAUCUCCGGAGAAGAAGUGACACAAGGAACGAGCGGGACAGAGAGUGACAGAAAUGGAGAUGUCAACUUUGACUUUGAUGUCCCCAACGACGCUAAGAACAUUACAAUAAUGAUGAAGGCUGGGGAUAAACUGAGGGGGCAAGUGCAAACCAGAGAGGUGUGGACCAUAGAGAAGAAGGACAACUCAAUGAAUGGGAACUAUCUACACGUCAGUGUCCCUCACGUUAGGAUUUACCCUGGAGACUCCCUGGUGGUGACUCUCGCAAUGAUCAGCCAAGUUCCCAGGAAUGAGACUUACACGUUCUCUAUCAUGGUUCUUAGCAGAGGGAAAUUACUGCUAUUUGAGAACGUUAAUGGGGAAUCGGAGACCAAGUUCCAAAUCCAUGUCACUCAGGAAAUGGUCCCGGCACUCACCAUCAUCGCCUACUGCUUUACGCAGCAGGAGGGCCGGAGAGAGAUCAUGGCUGAUUAUGUGCACGUGGAUGUGAUGAGCUUCUGUCGGGAAGAGUUUAAAAUUGACCCAGUGUUAAGUGAGGAGGCUAUACAUCUGUCAGUGUCCACCAAGAGGAACACUGAGGUCUAUGUGCAGGCUGUGGAUCCAAGGGACUCCGAGGAAACAUCCAGGUUUGGUGAAAUAACUGACCAGAUACUGGAAUUUUUCCGUUUGACGGAGUCCUCAGCCAGCGGAGGCCCUGACGCAGGGCAUGUCUUCCAGGCGGGUGGCCGUCGAGUGGUGUCUGACCUCCUCUCCUCCCCAGUGCUCCUCAAAACCAGCUGUUUGUUGAAACCAACUCAGAAAACAGGAAGACCUGUCAAAACACGAGACUGGUCAAGAGAGACAUCCCCAAAGAGGGCGAAGAGGCAAAUUGAUUACAGUACUGAAAUUCACGAGAAUGAUGUGCAGCCGAUCCCUGACCACAAAUGGAUUUGGAAUGUAAAAGCUCCCCCAGGAAAAUCACAAUACAGGUUGAUGUUUGACAGAGAGCCUCCAACCAGCAUUGAAUUCUGGGCAGUGACUUUCUCUCCGUCUUACGGGGUGUGUGAAGUGGGACCAAAACUGAUUGAAUUCAGUUAGUAGGAUCUGGAUCUUCUGAAGUGUAAGAGGAUGGAUUUUCUGUCUGCAAACUGCUUCCAGCCUCUCCGAAAUUAUUUGCAAUCCUUUACAAUUUUUCAAACUUCUUUGUACUUCUUCGAAACCCUCCUCAAAAACCUCAAAAUGGCUUCCAAUGUCCCCUGCAUUCCUCCUCUCCUCCCAACCUAUUCCUUCUUCUCUCCUCCCAACCAAAGUGUCAGCUUGGCUCAGUGGUAAUUCUCGGCGCUUAGUCAGAAGACUACCGGCUCAAACUCCCAUGUCGAGCCUUGACCUCACAUAGUCUAAGCUGACACUCCAAUGUAGUGCACAAAAAAUGCUGGCGGUGUGUUGCAUUGUUGGAGGUACCGUCUUUCACAUAAGAUGUUAAACUGACUUCCUGUCUGCCUGUUCAGGUGGAUAUUAAGGAUCCCGCAGCACUGUUUAAAAAGAGGAAUUUCCCUCUCCCAGUGUCCUGGCCAGCAAUCCCCCAAAUAAAAUUGCUCAAUCAUUUC
Molecule: messenger RNA, 2948 nt
Organism: Callorhinchus milii (elephant shark)
Lineage: Eukaryota; Metazoa; Chordata; Chondrichthyes; Chimaeriformes; Callorhinchidae
Product: complement C4-like
Exons: 20
Coding region: 82-2439 (785 amino acids)
Biological process (GO): complement activation
Source: RefSeq, a predicted model, not a curated record